Molecule: messenger RNA, 4208 nt
Organism: Myxocyprinus asiaticus (Chinese sucker)
Lineage: Eukaryota; Metazoa; Chordata; Actinopteri; Cypriniformes; Catostomidae
Product: formin-binding protein 1-like
Exons: 14
Coding region: 168-1814 (548 amino acids)
Biological process (GO): signal transduction
Molecular function (GO): protein binding
Source: RefSeq, a predicted model, not a curated record
CGGAAAUGGGAAAACUCCAACCCUGAGCCGUGAGAUUGACGCUGCUUGCUUCACUGGAGUAUAGAUAGUUUACACGACUGCAGAGCAAGGGAAGGACGCGCAACACUGGAGUUUUAAGCGGAGGAGACGUUAGUUCUUGGAGUUUUUUCCCUUUACAAAAGGACGCUAUGAGCUGGGGAACGGAUCUUUGGGACCAGUUUGAAAAUCUCGACAAACACACACAGUGGGGUAUCGACUUCCUGGAGCGCUAUGCAAAGUUUGUCAAGGAGCGUCUGGAGAUCGAGCAGGCCUAUGCAAAACAGCUACGGAGUCUGGUGAAGAAAUACUGCCCCAAGCGCUCCAAAGAUGAUGAGCCCAGGUUCACAUCCUGUCUGUCAUUCUACUCCAUACUGAAUGAGUUGAAUGACUAUGCAGGUCAGCGAGAGGUUGUUGCCGAGGAGAUGGGGCACAAGGUGUACGGGGAGCUGAUGAGGUACUCACAGGACCUGAAAGCAGAGAGAAAACAUCACCUCCAGGAGGGGAGAAAGACCCAGCAGUAUCUAGACCAGUGCUGGAAACACAUGGACAAUAGUAAAAAGAAGUUUGAACGAGAAUGCAAAGAAGCCGAGAAAUCACAGAUGAUGUUCGAGAGGUUAGACAACGAUAUCAACGCCACAAAAUCAGAGGUGGAAAAGGCAAAGUCCCAGCUGUAUCUGAGACAACACAUGACAGAGGAGAGCAAGAAUGAGUAUGCAGCCCAGUUGCAGAACUUUAACAGUGAACAGUGGAAGCACUUCAAUGUGGUCAUUCCUCAGAUAUUUAAAAAUCUACAGGACAUGGAUGAGCGUCGGACAGUCAAGUUGGGGGAGACGUACCGGAGUUUUGCUGAGGUGGAACGAAGAGUCAUUCCCAUUGUCUCAAAAUGCCUGGAGGGCAUGGUGACCGCCGCUAAGAAUGUGGACGAGCGCAAGGAUUCUGCAAUUGUAGUGGAGUCAUUUAAGUCUGGGUUUGAGCCACCUGGUGAUUUCCCUUUUGAGGACUUCAGUCAGAACAUCCAGCGAACUGGGUCAGAUAGCACCAUUGGGACCCCCAAAACUGAGGGAGGCAAACCAGACCCCAAAAACCCGAUCAGCAGGACCAAAAACAAACUUUGGCUUUUUGGGAAGAAGCCCAAGGCACCAACACUUGAGGAUCUCAGCCACCUUCCUCCUGAACAGAGACGCAAAAAACUUCAACAGAGGAUCGAUGAGCUAAGCAAAGAGCUACAGAAAGAAAUGGACCAAAGAGAUGCUCUAAACAAGAUGAAGGAUGUCUAUGAGAAGAAUCCACAGAUGGGGGAUCCUGGAAGCCUCCAGCCCAAGAUUUCAGAGACCAUAUGCAACAUGGAGAAACUCCGCUCCGAGAUCCAUAAAAAUGAGUCUUGGUUAGCAGAGGUUGAAGGGAAGCAUGGUUUGCGUAGUGAGCGACGGCCCAGUGCUGAUGUGAAUCACCAUGCACCCCCCGGCAGAGAGAGUCCUGAAGGCAGUUACACAGAUGAUCACAGUCAGGAGCAUCGGUCUCCACCUCAGCCAGAUCCACACGAGUUUGAUGACGAGUUUGAUGAUGACGAUCCGCUACCGGCUAUUGGCCACUGCAAAGCUCUCUACUCUUUUGAUGGCUCUAACGAGGGCACAUUGGUGAUGAAUGAGAGUGAGGUGCUGUACGUCAUAGAGGAGGAUAAAGGUGACGGAUGGACACGGGUUCGGAAACAGAGCGGCGUGGAGGGCUACGUCCCCACAUCCUACGUGGAGAUCACACUGGAGAAAAACAGCAAAGGUGCGGUCACCUACAUAUGACUUCACCCACGGAAGCAUCUUCUAGUUAUGGCAUCACACAUGGGGAAGCAUGUGUAAGAUUUAUCGUGACUCAUCAAGUGCAGCUUGGCUGACUGCCAAAUACUUCUGUUCACUGUGUGAGCCCAAGGACGAACACACAAUCACACACACACAGUUUUUAAAGUGACUGCAUAUCUCUGCACUGCGACUUUGCUGCAGUGGGUUAUUCUAAAGCAGAGGCUACAUUCGUAGUAGGAUGGUUGAGAUUUUAAUUUCUUUUUAUUGUAUUUUAGUGCUCUGCACUGUGUUUAAUCUUUUUUAUUUUUAUUAAUAUCUCUGAAUACUUGGAACAAAACUGAACAAAAUCGCCACCUUUUCAAAUGUGUUUGUCUGAGAGAUUAUCUGCUCUAAUCUGUCACACUACAGUCAGCUUUUAUUGUUGAGAUUUAUGUAUGUUUGUCUGUAUGCACGUUAAAACUAAUGUACACUACUUGAAGCCUCUCUUCACUGUUUUAUACAGUCCAGUUAAUAGUUAUAUUUACAGUUCAUUUGAAUGAACUACAGGUACUACAAGAACAUCUGAUCUUUCAGUCUGUGCAGAUUCUUCCCCCUCUUUCCGCAGUGUCAGUUGUUUGCUGGAAAAUUGCCCUGAUCAUAGCCGCAUACCUUCGGUUGCAUUUCAACUCUUUCUAUGGGUGCCACUCUUCUCUUUAAGCUUUUAAUGGCACAGCUUCAUUCUGUUUUUAUGUGUAACCAAAGAUUAUUAAAAUAAUUAUGUUUCAUUUAAGAAAAUUCACUAUAAUAAUUGCUUAAAUUAGGAGCAGCACUUAAUUUAUUGGCUGGCUCACUUGCGCACCAGCGCCCUCUAUGUUUGUGGUGGUAAAUCGCGUCCAUCUCUUUUCUGGCCAGUCCUUCUGGAAUUAUCAAUGAUUCUGUCUUUUUUCUCUCUAUGGCUACAGGUUCCUGAUUGGAUGAAUGGGGUUCUGUGGUGUUUGGUGAAACGGGACCCAUUGCUGUGGGUCUGUUAGAGGGGCGUGGGGGGAAUUAGGACCGGGGUGAGAUUUUAGGGCUGUGUUGUGGCAAGUUGCAUGUUUGCAUGCUGUUUGUGUCAUGGUGAUUAACAUCAUUCCAUUGCAGCAACGUUCCAGGGAUAACGGGGUGUGCAGGGAGGGAGGGGCAACCUGGAAAGACACCCUUGAGCAAUAACGGGGGAAGUCAAAACGUGUGUUGUUGCCUGGCACUGACAUUUGUGCUCCAUUUCAACUGUCAUUGGAAUGUUUUCCUAUGCCAUCUUGUGUGUUCUUAACAUGCACUUGCAUGAUCCACAGCCGUUUAGUCCAAUUGGCCCCUUAAUAGGAUUUACCCACUUAUCCCAUUUGCCUCUAAUCUCUUAACACUUCUGUGACUGUCUUGUUUGUAUGUCUGUUUUGGUUUACUUUUCUAUAUUUGUCAUUGGUGCAUUCCAUCAUGAAUGUUAUGUUAACCAUAUUGUGCAAGUCCUUGUCGAAAGCAUGACCAAUCAGAGUAGAUGCAUGGGACUUACUGUAGCCAAGGCGACAGUGCCCACAGCAUUAUCCACCAACUUGCCAAACCCCCCCCCCCCCCCCCAAGUAUGGGGGAUGGAAGGAGCCUGGUGCUGUUCUACAUUUGACCAGCAGGGGGAGCCACACACCUUAUAAAAGAAGCAGUGAAAACGCCAGCGAGGAUAUUUGAAAACCAACCCAUCAUUCCGACAUGUACCAGAAUCUCUGCCUUAAUUUCAGGCCUCUGAAUGGUAACUAAAAUUCAGAAGUCUAUCUGCCCCUAUAAGCCCAAAAAAUCUCAGUGUUCUUGGGCUGCCAGUUCUCUGCGGUGCUUUCUUAUUUCUUCUCCAGCAGAAAUCAACAAACAUGCUGUGGUCCCAUCACUGCCUCUCAACAAGGUGCCACAUAUCUCCAAAAUCCGAUCUCAAGUCCAUGUAUUUGUGAAUGUGAUUCUAACAUAUGAAACUGUGUAUGCAUAUGGAUGCAUACAUGCAUAUGUAUAUACCUAGUUAGUUUUUAUUAUUAAACUGUAUGUAUUAACAUCUUUAUUUCAGAAUGAAUGUGUUUUUAGCGUGACUUUUUUAUGGGGUUUCUAACCAAGCAAAUGACUUUCAGAGGUUGCUUUUGAGAACCGUGCCGUUAUCUCUUUGUAACCAGUGCUUCAAGUCGGAACACUAUUCUCAAAUGGACCCUGGUCUAAAGCAAUGCACUUUUUACCCUGUUGCAUUUGAAUUGGAAUAUUAGGAUGUGAAUGAUGUUGGAUGUGAAUGCUAUGUUUUGAAAGAAUGUGUUGUACAGUGAGACUAUGGUGACCACUAUAUACUUAGGAUUGUGUUGGACCAAGAGCAACCGAGAAAUAAACACAUAUGUCUGUUUGUCUUGUUCAUCCUGA